CCACCUCGGAUACCCUGGGAUGAAAAGCAUGCCAUCCCCAUUGUAGCUAGCCGGUAGCAUUAGCAAAACGCUAAUUUAAUAUCUACGCCAGACAGGAUGGAAGACAGUGAGGGAAUGGAUGUGGAUGGCUGGGACCCCAGCCUGGAGGAAGAGCUCGGUAUCUCUCUGGAUGAGCUGAAGAAAUGGAUCGAAGAAGCUGUAGAGAAGAGUGAGAUUGUGCAGAAGAAAAAGGCUCAGCUGACAGAACUUGAAGAAUGGGUGGAGCAGAAAGAAGAGGAGGAGGCAAAGACGGAGAUGCUUCUCAGUGACGCCAAUCAGUCCAUCUUAGAGUGUGAGAAGCUGGUCAAGGCAGCCUAUCAAAGAAAUGGCCUUGUUUAUCGAGAGAGUAGCUCAGAGGAUGAGGGAGGUGGAGGAAACACUUUGCCAUCUGAGGUUAUUGAGAUCGAUGACGACGAUGAUGAUGACGUCAUUGCUGUGGGCUGCUUGGUUCCUCCAAAGAAGACUUCAACUCCUGCCAAAGACCCAGCGCUUAAAGAGGCCUCCGCAGUUCUGCAGAAAACCUCCCAGCAGGUCCAGAAGUUGGUUCAAAUUGCCAGCAAGCCUUUGCCCGGGACUCCAUUGCUCAGACCGUUAGCUCAGCCCUCAGCGCAGACAGGCAUUCAGAGUUCACCUGCAGUGUUCAUAUCCCAAGCUCCGUCUCAGGCACUGACCCAGCCCAACCCUAACGUGAAGGAGGAUGAGCUCAAAGUCGGGAUGAAUAUUUUGGGAAAGAAGCGCACAAAGACGUGGCACAGAGGCACACUGGUUGCCAUCAAUCCCGUCGGAAAUGGCAUUUACAAGUAUAAAGUUAAGUUUGAUAAAGGGAAAAGUCUGCUGUCUGGGAAUCACGUGGCCUUUGACUAUAACCCAACCCUGGAGAGUCUGUUCGUCGGCGCUCGUGUGGUCGCCAAGUACAAAGACGGCAACCUGGUGUGGCUCUAUGCGGGGAUCGUAGCUGAGAUGCCCAACAACAAGAACCGCAUGAGGUUUCUGAUUUUCUUUGAUGAUGGCUAUGCUUCAUAUGUGAUUCUGCCGGAACUCUACCCAGUUUGCAGACCACUUAAACAUACCUGGGAGGACAUUGAAGACGCCUCUUGUCGUGACUUCAUCGAGGAGUACAUAUCUGCCUAUCCAAGCAGGCCAAUGGUGCUCCUAAAGGUUGGCCAGAUUAUAAAGACGGAGUGGGAGGGAACCUGGUGGAAGAGCAAAGUGGAAGAAGUGGAUGGCAGCUUGGUUAAGAUUCUUUUUUUGGAUGACAAGAGGAGUGAGUGGAUCUACAGAGGAUCCACCAGACUGGAGCCUAUGUUCAACCUGAAAAUGACAACAGCCAACACCCACGAGAAGAAGCUGGCUGGCCAGCAGAGGACGAGGCCUAACAUGGGUGCGUUGAGAAGUAAAGGCCCAGUAGUUCAGUACACCGGGGUGGAACAUGUUGGUGCGUCUCCUGUCAAAUCGCCACAGGCCCCCUCCAUUCAGCCUUCAACAACCGCCUCACCACUUCAACAACGGCCGCAGCCACAGCAGCCCCAGCAGCCCCAGCUCACCCAACAGCCCCAGCUCUCCCAGCAACCCCAGGUCUCCCAGCAGCCCCAGCUCACCCAGCAGUCCCAGCUCACCCAGCAGCCCCAGCUCACCCAGCUCACCCAGCAACCCCAGCUCUCCCAGCAACCCCAGCAGCUCCAGCUCACCCAGCUCACCCAGCAACCCCAGCUCUCCCACCAACCCCAGCAGCUCCAGCUCACCCAGCAACCCCAGCUCUCCCAGCAGCCCCAGCAACUUCAGCUCACCCAGCAGCUCCAGCUCACCCAGCAGCCUCAGCAGCUCCUGCUAUCCCAGCAACCCCAGCUCUCCCAGCAGCCUCAGCAGCUCCUGCUCUCCCAGCUCUCCCAGCAACCCCAGCUCACCCAGCUCAGCCAGCAGCCCCAGCAGCUCCUGCUCUCUCAGCACCUUCAGCAGCCCCAGCUCACCCAUCAAACCCUGCAAAUCACACAAACUUCUCAGCCUCCACGUGUUGAGAAUAAACACCAGAUGGCAAAGAAAAGUACUUCUCCAUUUGUCCCGGGGGUUGGAGGGACCCAUGCCUCUAAAAUCCUGCAGGCCACAUCUACCAGUUCCACCACCUUCCCAGGUGGAAGAAUUUUGAGCACUCCGACAUCCACGUUCGUUCAGCAGUAUCAGAGACAGGUGCCCCCCCAGCAAACGGCUCCCCCUCCCAUGGCGCACACAAUGGCCACCAUCCCCCAUCAGCCUUCUUACCGAGCCCCAACCGACCGCAUCUUCUACCUGGCACACACGUGUCAGGCUGCUUGCCUGAAUCGCGUCCGACCAGUAAAAUCCAACCUGCACCGAGGGAAGAACCCCCUCCUCACACCUCUGCUGUAUGAUUUCAGACGGAUGACAGGGCGGCGUAAAGUCAACCGAAAGAUGUCUUUUCAUGUGAUCUACAAGGCUCCAUGUGGACUUUGCUUGCGUAACAUGGCAGAGAUCCAGCGCUACCUCUUUCAGACCCGCUGUGACUUCAUUUUUUUGGAGAUGUUCUGUCUAGACCCCUACGUGCUUGUCGAUCGGCCUUUCCAGCCACAGAGGCCCUUCUAUUACAUUCUUGACAUCACGGGUGGAAAAGAGGACAUCCCACUCUCCUGUGUGAAUGAGAUUGAUACCACCUCACCUCCCAAAGUAGCAUACAGUAAAGAGCGUAUUCCUGAAGAUGGGGUUUAUAUCAACACCAGCGCAGACUUCCUGGUUGGGUGUGACUGUACAGACGGCUGUCGAGACAAAUCCAAAUGCUCGUGCCACCAGCUGACCCUUCAGGCCACAGCGUGUACACCCGGAGGACAGGUCAACCAAAACGCCGGAUAUGUGUACAAACGAUUAGAGGAGUGCCUUCCCACAGGGAUCUACGAGUGUAAUAAACGGUGCAAAUGUUGCGUUCAGAUGUGCACUAACCGACUGGUCCAGCACGGCCUGCAGGUCCGACUUCAACUUUUUAAGACUCAGAACAAAGGCUGGGGAAUCCGCUGUCUGGAUGACGUGGCCAAGGGAUCGUUUGUGUGCAUUUAUGCUGGUAAAAUCUUGACUGACGACUUUGCUGACAAAGAAGGCCUAGAAAUGGGCGACGAGUAUUUUGCUAACCUGGAUCACAUAGAGAGCGUGGAGAACUUUAAGGAGGGCUAUGAGAGCGAGGCUCACUGUUCAGACAGCGAGGGGAGCGGCGUGGAUGUGUCCAGGAUAAAAAUCCAGCCGUCUGCCUUAGUGUCCAGCAGCAGUGGAGGACGACUCCCCAGAGCAGCCCAGAACUCGAGCUCUUCAGACGGCAGCAACGAGGACGAGGACAAAGACUCAAAGAGCGAAGACGACAGCGACAGCUCUGACGACACCUUUGUGAAGGACAGCUACUACAGCUCCAGUUCUGUGUGGAGGAGCUACACCACGCGCGGCCAGCUCAAGGGCACCAAGGAAGGGAGUCAGGACAGUAAGGACGGAUUGAGUGUCUCAGCCAAAGCAACCGAUGAUGAGAAGCCACCGUCCAUGCCGGAAGAGACGGGUAAAAGCAAAGUAGCAUCUUGGCUAACGAGUCAGGGGCUAAAGAAGCAGGAAACUGGAGACUCCAAGAGUCAAAUGAAAGUGGAACCAGUGAAGAAGCAGGAAAAACAGGACGUGAUGACGCUGUCUGAUAGCGACGACGUUCAAACCAUCAGCUCAGGCUCAGAGGACAACAAAGAGAGGGAGAAAGUCACCACAGGCGUCACCAAAAAGCAGGUGGCGGUGAAGUCCACUCGAGGCAUCGCCCUGAAAAACACCCACAGUAUGAUGGUGAAAAGCGGCCCGUCCGGGGGCAUGGGGGGGUCUGGGGGUCAGGCAGGGAAACCCGGACAGCAGGGGCCGAGCGGUGGCGGUGGAGAGAACGCCCCCAGAAACACCCGCCUGUUCUUCGACGGGGAAGAGUCCUGCUACAUCAUCGACGCCAAGCUGGAGGGAAACCUUGGCCGUUACCUCAAUCACAGCUGCAGCCCUAACCUGUUCGUCCAGAAUGUGUUCGUGGACACACAUGACCUGCGGUUCCCCUGGGUGGCCUUUUUCGCCAGCAAGCGGAUCCGGGCCGGCACAGAGCUGACCUGGGAUUACAACUACGAGGUGGGCAGCGUAGAAGGCAAAGAGCUGCUCUGCUGCUGUGGAUCCACAGAGUGCCGAGGAAGACUACUGUGAUCCGGGGCAGGAAACCAUUUUUAAAACAAGAAAAGCCUCCUCAAAACUGUAGUUGUGUCUGUUUUUUUUUUGUUUUUGUUUUUUACUUCUAUUAAUUUUAUUGCACAUGUUUGGUUGAUUUUUUUUUUUCUUUUGGUUUGUUUUGUUUUAUAUUGGCAUGUUUUACUGAUUGUCCCUUUUGUCCGUGAUGUUUUCUUUACAUCUGAAUAAAAGCUUCUUGAAUGAACAAAA
This is a messenger RNA of Menidia menidia (Atlantic silverside), 4476 nucleotides long. The record is from the annotation of a GenBank genome assembly. NCBI's taxonomy places the organism in Eukaryota, Metazoa, Chordata, Actinopteri, Atheriniformes, Atherinopsidae.